AUAGUCUACUUUUCUUUGAAGAAGAAGUUUGGUGACUCUUUCCUUUCGACAGAAGACUAUAUGGAAGUACAGGAAUGCAAAAAAGAGAAUUGCGAAGACUCUGAACAAUCUAUGACUAAGCACCAUCCGCGGCAUAUCGUUACGGUUGCACUAUGCGGGGCUGUUGCCCUCAUCGGCCCGUAUGUGGACAAAAUCAAAGAAAUGAAGUGA
Molecule: messenger RNA, 210 nt
Organism: Cylicostephanus goldi
Lineage: Eukaryota; Metazoa; Nematoda; Chromadorea; Rhabditida; Strongylidae
Source: the annotation of a GenBank genome assembly